UGGUAACGUUUGACCUGUGGAUGAAAACAAGCCGAUCAGCUGAUGAAUCUGGGAAUAACAUCUCCUUAAAUCUAACUGUUGGGUAGCGACAUUAACUUCAUUAGCCAUCAAAAAGAACUGCGUUUUUGUUCUAAAUAAGUUGCCCUGCAUACCAUGGUUGUCUUUCUAAAGAUUAUACUGAGUAUCUCUUUAUGAAGCUACGUUUUUAGAUUACGAAACAGCCGCUGUGUGCCGGACAAUGUAGCUAGCUGCUCUCACUAAGCUAUUGUACAGUACUAACGUAAAGUCGAUCUCUCCUGACUUCACGAAGACUUUUGAUAAUAGGUGGUUUCUUAAGAAUUACAAUAAUUGUAACUGACAAAUAUGUAAGUAAUAUUUUUUUAAAUAAACGGAUUGUUUAUGUUUUGCGUAGUCACCGCUGCCUAUUUCUGCUGUCAAAUUGGCUGACCAAACAGCCAUAAGAACAGCUAAACAAACAGAGAAGGUAGUUAAUUAAUUAUUACAAUGUUGUUGUUGAUGGUUUACAGUUAACGAUAGUUUACAGGUGGUGUUUCCAAUUUAACUGCGUCUGGACGAGUACAGCAAUUAGCAAUUUGCUCAUUAUUUUCCAGUGUUUUAGGCAGAUCUGAAACUUAUUGACAUAAAGAGAUCUUAAUCAAAGAGAUCUGUCAAACGAAAACAUUAAAUAUUGAUCUGCUAAGAGUUUUUGGUAGUGUAAAUAUAGAAGAACAGAACAUAGUACUAACAAAAGAAGACAUUUAUAUCCAUAACAAAAACAUAUUAGGCCUUACCAUACGUGAAGUCAUGAGUGGUCCGUUGGUGGAUAAAGGCAUAAACACCGUCCUGGUGUGUCAGGAGAGCUAUGCCUGUGGCGGCUCGGACGAGGCUGCCUUCGAGUGCGAUGAGUGCGGCAGCCUGCAGUGUCUUCGCUGCGAGCUUGAGCUCCAUCGCCAGGAACGCAUGAGGAACCACGACAGGGUGCGCAUCGCCCCCGGGCACGUUCCCUUCUGUGACUCCUGCAAGGGGGAUGGCAGCUGCGGGGGGAACAGGGGCCGGCUGAGGGCGGUGGUGCGUUGCCAAGGCUGUAAGAUUAACCUCUGUCUGGACUGCCAGAAGAGGACCCAUAGUGGGGUUAACAAGAGGAAACACCCCGUCACCCCCUAUCCUCCUCCAGGGCAAGCCCAGGACAGGAGCCUGGAGGCUGAGGAUGGAGGGGAGAUGGAGGCCCUCAAGGCCACUCUGGAAAAGGUGUGCAGCUUCCUACUGGUGGAUGAGAAGGAGGAGAUGCAGUUGAGGAAUGAGGAGGACUUUGUGAGUCGGCUGGGCUGCAGGCCUGAGGAACUCCUCAAGGUGGUGUCGAUCUUCGGUAACACGGGGGAAGGGAAGUCCCACACUCUGAACCACACCUUCUUCCUGGGGAGGGAGGUGUUCAAGACGUCCCCCACCCAGGAGUCGUGCACCGUGGGGGUCUGGGCUGCCAUGGACCCGAUCCACAGAGUAGUUGUCAUAGACACCGAGGGAUUGUUGGGUUCAGGGUCCAAUCAGGGCCAGCGUACCCGGCUGCUCCUCAAAGUCCUCGCCGUCUCUGACCUCGUCAUCUACCGUACCCACGCGGACCGUCUCCAUGACGACCUGUUCAAGUUCCUCGGCGACGCGUCGGACGCCUAUCUGAAGCACUUCACCCGGGAGCUGAAGGCCACCACGGCGCGCUGCGGUCUGCACGUACCCCUGUCCACCCUGGGCCCGGCGGUCAUCAUCUUCCACGAGACCGUCCACACCAAACUACUGGGGUCAGCCAAGCCAACAGAGUCUGCGGAGCGUUUGCUCCAGGAGCGUUUCAGAAAGCUGGGUCUGUUUCCCGAAGCCUUCAGCUCCAUCCAGUACUGUGGCACUCGGACCUACAAUCCUCCGACGGACUUCAGUGGUCUACUGCGUAGCUUGGAGCUGCAGCUGGAUAACAACACCACCCGGUCGCCACGCUCUGCCACGGUCAUCUACCGGGCCCUGCAGGCUCUGAGUGAGCGUUUCAGUGGGGAAAUCCCAGAGGAACACCUGGCCAGCAACUCCUUCUUCCCUGAUGAGUACUUCACCUGCUCCAGUAUCUGCCUCAGCUGCGGCUCUGGCUGUAAGAACAGCAUGAACCAUCUGAAGGAGGGUGUGGACCAUGAAGCUAAACACCGCUGUCGCUACUCUGCUCAGCAAGACAAUCGAAUCUACACCUGUAAGUCUUGCUACGAAGGAGGAAAGGAGGUGAUUGUGGUUCCCAAGACGACGGCCUCCUCUGACUCGCCGUGGUUUGGUCUGGCCAUCUACGCCUGGUCCGGGUACGUCAUAGAGUGUCCUAACUGCGGGGUGAUCUACCGUAGCAGACAGUACUGGUAUGGAAACCAGGACCCAGUAGACACCGUGGUCAGGACCGAGAUUCAACACAUCUGGCCUGGGUCGGAUGGCUUCCUGAAGGACAACAACAAUGCGGCCCAGAGACUGUUGGAUGGUGUGAACUACAUUUCCCAGAGUGUGUCAGAGCUCAGUGUGAAGCCCGCCAAGGCUGUCACGUCCUGGCUCACCGACCAGAUUGCCCCAGCCUACUGGAAACCAAACUCGCUCAUCUUGAAGUGUCACAAGUGCAGCGAGUUGUUCCAGGACAACGACACCAAGCACCACUGCCGGGCGUGUGGCGAAGGCUUCUGUGAUGCCUGCUCCUCCAAGAACCGUCCCGUCCCAGAGAGAGGCUGGGGCCUUGCGCCCGUGCGGGUCUGUGACGCCUGCUUCCACAACAGGGGCAUCUCAGAGGAGCUGCUGGAUGCAGCUUUGGAGGAGGAGGAGGGAGGAACUUUGAGCAGGCGGGUCGGAGAGGCGGUCCAGAAUACAUUGGGAGCUGUGGUCAGCGCCACGUACAUCCCACUGGGUUUGGUGAAGGAUGCAGCACGUCCUGCCUAUUGGGUUCCUGACCAGGACAUCCGGUGCUGCUGUGAGUGCCAGAGGGACUUCUCCAGCCCGCGCCUCUCCAUUCACCACUGCAGAGCCUGUGGACAGGGCGUGUGUGACGACUGCUCCCCCGAACGCAGAGCGGUGCCCUCCAGAGGCUGGGACCACCCCGUACGAGUCUGCAACAGCUGUCACCAGAAACCAGGGGACCUCUAGCAGCAGACGGAGAACCUGCUGGCACCCUUUUCCCUCUGGGUCCUGAUCAACCAAGUGUGCACUACUUAGGGUUAGGGUGUCAGUUGGGUCGAAGCCAGGGCGACAGCCUAGAGUUGUGUUGGUUAGGUUUGAAAUGGAAGAAGGCGCUCUUGUGGGAAGUGUUUGUUUUUUGUUUGGCUACAGCGUACCUUAAUGAACGCGACUCAGGUUCUAGCUGGACUGACGUGGAACUGGAACUCGUGGAACACCCCCACGCUGCAGCUGUGGUCCUCCCCAGGUGUGUUCCCGGGAGUUCCCAUCUAUUUUGAUCUCAUUUGUACUAAGGAGGGGAUGUGACGUCAGAUGACCUUUGGCCUAAUCUUUCUUCCUCACACGUCACCUUCAAACUCUUUUCCUUGCAGUUUCACUUCAAAAUACCUGCGUUUUCACACAUGAACAGAAUGAGAGGAAUGUGCUUGCUUCUGAGGAAAGAACACUUCGUGUAUGUAACAUUUUGUCCUAUCAGACCCUGAUUAUAUGACGAUGCACAAGACCCAGAGAUCCUUGAAUGACAAUCUAUCCAAAUGAAUGACCCCACACUAAUAUAGCACGUGCAAAGGAAUGACUUGAUACAGUGAGGUCAAGAAAGGCCAGGGCGCCUUGCUUCUAUCUUUUCUUUUUUUUUUU
Molecule: messenger RNA, 3810 nt
Organism: Esox lucius (northern pike)
Lineage: Eukaryota; Metazoa; Chordata; Actinopteri; Esociformes; Esocidae
Gene: zfyve1
Product: zinc finger, FYVE domain containing 1
Exons: 12
Coding region: 805-3144 (779 amino acids)
Molecular function (GO): zinc ion binding
Source: RefSeq, a predicted model, not a curated record